Peniophora sp. CBMAI 1063 is the source of this 2907-nucleotide messenger RNA. Lineage: Eukaryota; Fungi; Basidiomycota; Agaricomycetes; Russulales; Peniophoraceae. The record is from the annotation of a GenBank genome assembly.
AUGUCCCAAUACAAAUCGGCGGCCUACCGCAAGGCGGCGCGCGCUCCCGAGCCGGCGGCAGGCGGCAAGUUCUCGCAACAGAUCAGCACCCUCCAGGAGCUCUUCCCUUCCUGGUCCCGCGACGACCUCGACAGUGUGCUCUCGGAGGUACACGGCGACGUUGAGUCCGCUGCGCUCCGCAUCGGCGAAGGCAAGGCAGAGCAAUGGGGCUCGGUAAAGUCGAAAAAGGAGAAGCAGCAGGCCAAGCACCAGUCGCAGCCAUCGACCAACUCUAACUUCACCUCUGUCCCCGCACGCGGUGGACGCGGCGGCGCGCGUGGCGGCCGCGGCGGACGAGGCGGAGGCCGCGGCGGCAGCUUUGCGGGCCGUGGCGGCGCGGCGCCCCGGGAGACGCCUGUCGCCGGCGCCGCCACGACGAGCGCCACUCCCGCUGCGACUGCGGCAGACAGCACCGAGACCCCCGCCACGGGAGAGGCUGAUGGCUGGGGCUCGGCAGCUGCCGAGAAACCAGACGGCGCUGCUGCUACUACCACGAAUGGGACCACCGAUGCUUGGGGUUCCAACGAGGCCACCCCCGCUACUUGGGCCGACACAGCCGCCCCGGCUACCAAGACGAACGGCGCAGCGCCGACCAAGGAGGAGAAGAAGGCGCCCGCCAAGACGCCUGCGACUAGCAAGAUGAGCUGGGCUCAGAUCGCACGGCCCGCCCCGGCUCCGCCGAAGCCUGUCGCUCCUCCUGCAGCCCCGGCCGCACCCUCUGCCCCAGCUCACGCGCCAGAGCCAGUCGUUGAUGCUAGCGGUUGGGAAGAUCCCGCCACGGUUCAGCCUCAGACUUGGGAAGAUGAAGAGCCCGCCGCUGCACAGGCCGCACCCGAGCAUGUUCCCGAGAAGGAGAACGCUUGGGGUGAACAAUCGGAAGCCAUCCCGGCCGCACACGCAGAGCCCGAGCCCGAGCUUCCCACUCCCGCAUUCGAGACGGCUCCCCCGCCCGCCGCAGAGCCCGAGCCUACACCCGCUCCGGCACCGGAGCCCGCGCGCGAGCCAACUCCUCCCCCGGCACCCGCACCUGCGAAGGUACACGAGCCUACGCCCGCUGUUGCGUCUGCCGUCCCCAAGAGCGUCGCGGCUCCUGGGCGCCCUCUCAGCGCUGCGCAGAGGCACAGCGCACUGUUCAAGAACCAGGCCGUUGUCCUCCCCGGCGGUCUCGGUGCUACUUCAUCCCUCGAGCGCAUCGGCAUGACCUUCGGCAGCCUGUCUCUCGACGGAGAGGUAGUCUCGCCGCCCACAUCUACUCCCGCCGCUGCUCCCGCACCUGUCGCAGCGCCCACACAGCAGGCACCUGUGCCCGUUCCUGAACCCGAGCCCGUCGCGCCUGAGCCGGAACAGAGCUUCCCUCAGCAGACCUACGCUCAGCAGGCGGCACCGCAGGAGACAUACGCGCCGCAACAGCCCCAGGCUCAGACCCAGACGCAACAGCAACAGCAGUACGCGUACGCCCAGGCCCAGGGCGGUGCACCUGGUCUCCAGCAGCAGAUUCCCUCGACGAGCCCGCACGCGCUCGCCCAGCAGAGCCCUCAUAGUCUUCAGCAGCAGACCCAGAGCCUCCCGCAGCAACAGAUCCACCAACAACAACCGACACAGUCGCUCCAGCAACCUCAGGCUCUCCAGCAGCCGCAGGGUCUUCCCCAAUCCCAGAGCUUGCAGCAACAACCCCAGUCGCUCCAGCAACAGCCGCAGAGUCUCCAACAGCAGGCUCUCCCUUCGCAACAGCAGGCGUACCAGCAAGCCCAGCAGCCCCAGGGUCUCUCGCAGCAGUACGGUUCGUACGGUCAACAACAGCAGCAGUACGCGCAACAGCAGCAGCAGACGCCCGCCCAGCAACAGCAGCAGCCCCAGCAGCAGUACCAGCAGCAGGCGCAGUCUCAACAGGGCCAGUACGGCCAGCAGAGCGCACAGCAGCAGUACGGCGGCGGACAGGGAUACGGCCAGCAGCCCCAGGGCCUGCACAACGCUGGCUACGGCGGCGGAUACUCCAACGCGCUCGCCGGCCUCGGCGGCCGGGCCAAUGAUCCGUACUUCAGCACCGCGACGCCGCCCGCGCAGGCCGAGAGCCCGUACGGCGCGUUCGGCGGCGGGUUCAGCGGCAACGCCGGUGCGCUCGAGGGUCCCGGACAGGGAUACGGCGAGCAAGUUGCCGGCGGUCGUUCCGGCGGCGCGUUCUACGACAGCUACUCCGGCUACGCGCGCGGCGGCCACAGCGUCGGCGCGGACGACGCGAAGGGUCUCCCCGCGCUCGCCGGCGCAGCCGCGAGCAACAGCCCCGCGACGCCCGCGCAGCAGCAGCACUCGCACACGCACCAGGGCUUCCCGCCCCCGGGCCCGCUCGCGCACCAUGCGCCCGGCCCGUACUUCAACCCGUACGCCGCGCAGGCCGGGCCCGGCCAGUUCCCGUACGGCGCGCCGUACAACGCGUACGCGGCCUACGGCGCGAUGCCCGGGCCGUACCCGCUCAAACCCGGCCCGAAUCCGUACGGUCAGCCCGUCUACGCGCAGCAAGCGGCUACACAGGCGCCCAAGGGCGCCGGCGCGGGCGCGCAGGGCGGGCAGGCGGCGCAGGACUAUUACCCCGGCGAAGAGGCGUACGGCGCUGCGGCGCAGGGCGGCGCGGGGCAGGGCAAGUACGGCGGCGCGGCGGGGAAGCAGAGCCCGGAGCAUGCGUAUAAGCCGUAUGCGACGCAGCAGGGGAAGGACUCGCCUGUUGUGGGCAAUGCGCAGGCGAGGGGCGUGGGCGUCGGUGUGGGGGGCGGGUACUAUGGCGGGCAGCAGCCGCGUGGGGGGCAGUAUGCUAGUCAGGAGGGGCAGGGGUAUGGGUAUGGGUAUGGGAAUCGGGGCGGGUAUUGGCAGUAG